UCAAACAAGAGGGGCAUUCGAUCACUGUUUGCCGAAAGUAAAAAAGGACUCUCUUUCGCACUAUUCAAGGAGCAAAUGGAUAGUUUGCUCCCGCGUGGGUACAGUAUCUUUUGGCUAAAACGUAAGCGGGAAGGCUUUAUCAAGAAAUUAAGAGAGAGGAGGCUUCAUGCUUUAAGUGGAUUCUCUCUCUAACGAUCAACUGGCCAAGCCUCAGCCGAAGCUCUACGGUGAGCUUUCCUGUCAGUACAGUGGGAUUCCGGCGAGAUCCCUGUUGGUAGCUUAAUUGCAUUAAUGGCUAAGGCUGCUGUUGACGUUCCUCCAAAGGGUGGCUUCAGUUUUGAUCUCUGCCGAAGAAAUGAGAUGCUUGUAAAGAAAGGGGCUGAGCUGCCCAAGUUUCGGAAGACUGGCACCACAAUUGUCGGGCUUGUCUUUAAGGAUGGUGUCAUUCUUGGGGCAGAUACAAGAGCAACUGAAGGACCCAUUGUUUGUGAUAAAAAUUGUGAAAAGAUCCAUUAUAUGGCGCCAAACAUUUAUUGUUGCGGUGCGGGAACUGCUGCUGAUACAGAGGCAGUUACAGAUAUGGUUAGUUCUCAACUUGCCCUACACCGUUAUGCUACUGGCCGAGAGUCAAGGGUGAUAACAGCCCUUACCCUUCUCAAGUCUCACCUUUUCAGUUACCAAGGACAUGUAAGUGCUGCCUUGGUUCUUGGUGGUGUUGAUGUCACUGGACCUCAUCUUCACACGAUAUAUCCACAUGGAUCAACUGACACUCUUCCAUUUGCUACAAUGGGUUCUGGCUCGCUAGCUGCUAUGGCGAUGUUUGAGUCGAGAUACAAAGAGGGCAUGACAAGAGAGGAAGGAAUAAAACUUGUAUGUGAUGCCAUAUGUUCUGGUAUUUUCAAUGACUUGGGUAGUGGAAGCAACGUUGAUGUUUGUGUGAUAACUAAGGAUGGCAAGGACUAUUUGAGGAACCAUCAGCUUCCAAAUCCUCGGACAUAUGUCAGUACAAGGGGAUAUUCUUUCACUAAAGGGCAAACUGAGGUUCUUUCAACCAAGAUCACCCCUAUGAAGGAGAAGGUUGAGAUCAUUGAAGGGGAUGCGAUGGAAGAGUAAACUCUUCAUUUUCUUUUGAACUGUGGGGAUCUUGGGUCUUGUAUCCUAAUCCCCACCCCCCACCACCCCGGAAAAAAAGAAAAAAGGUUUUCUUUAUGUCUUUCUCUUGAGGAUUGGUCUGUAAUUUUUGAAUAUGCAUAGGAUUCAGGUGGUUCGGAACUCAUAUUCUUGUGUUGCAGGUUCAGGACGAACCCAUCCAUGGUUAUAUUUUUCUUGUUUUUUUAUAUGAUGUUCUUUCAGGGCAACCAAUGGAAACGACAAUUAGAAUGUGAUGGGUUACUUUCAGUGUUUCA
Molecule: messenger RNA, 1406 nt
Organism: Amborella trichopoda
Lineage: Eukaryota; Viridiplantae; Streptophyta; Magnoliopsida; Amborellales; Amborellaceae
Product: proteasome subunit beta type-7-A
Cellular component (GO): proteasome core complex; cytoplasm
Molecular function (GO): threonine-type endopeptidase activity
Source: RefSeq, a predicted model, not a curated record